AUGGAAGGGCAGAAUGGCCGUGAAAGGGCGAGAUCCGAUGCUACUCAACCACCACAAUCGCCGAACCGAGCCCGAGCUGUUAGCGAUGCGGAUCUCAUCGCACCGACACGAAUUAUGUCUGGGGUUAAUGAGGCCACAACUACUGCUCGCCGGCGUGGUUCGACUGCCUCAAGACGCAGCGGUAUCAGCGCAAUUCCCAGUACAGCCGCCCGCACGACUAUAGCCCAGCGCACACAGGGCAAGUUCACUCUAGGUGGUCUAGAUGAAACGCCCCAGGUGCGGUUAGCUCAGGAGCCCUUUGUGCAACCAGGCUACUCGGAUUUGAACCCUUCAUAUGAACAGGCCUCCAAUGCCAGACCGGUCUGGUCUCUGGCCAAGCCGCUGCCCCGUGUGGUGCGGCCGGGCAUGGUCCCGACCAAGGAAGAGCUGUUGCAGAACCUGGCAAAUGCGCAGCGGCCCACGGAAAACUCGCAGAGACUUGGACUCGAUGUGGACGCCAACGAUAUCGAACAGGGUCGAAUCGAUAAGACGACCGAUCCGCGCAAGAUGGCCGCGCAGGUCGCGGAUGCUCGUUUACAACGUGAGAAUAACUUCAUGAACAAGAUUCUCGCUGGUGAUGGCCCCUCUGCGAGACAGACUUCGCGUAUCUCGCGCAGCUCGUCGGUUCGUGUAAGACCUUCGAAUUGGGACCAGCCAGAUCAACUGUCGACUUUGCAUGAGGGUGAUUCCCAGGAGAAUGUUGAGCCAGCGAUGGAGCCGACCUCGACUGCCAAUCUGGCAGAUGGUGACGACAUGGGGGCUAGAUUGGACGUGUUAUUGGAUGUUCCUGAAUUGGAGAAGGCGAGUUACCCGGAGGACCUGCACCCGCUUGUGCAGGAAUUAGUCGAGGACGAAGUCCACAACAACCAUACGACCUGGUCUGUCAUCCGUACACAUCACCGCGAAGCUUUUGCCGAAGCCCUGGGUGUGUUUGUGCAGCUCACUAUGGGUUUCUGUGUUGACUUGUCGGUCACCAUCGCUAACCAGGGUAACCCCAACACCACCGCGUGGGCCUGGGGGUUGUCGACUAUGACCGGCAUUUAUAUUUGUGGUGGUGUCUCCGGAGCCCAUCUCAACCCGGUCGUGACCAUGGUGCUGUGGUUCUUCCGUGGUUUCCCCAAACGCAAAAUGCCCGAAUACUUCGCCGCCCAAUUCCUCGCCGCGUUCCUUGCUGGACUUGCCGCGUAUGGAAUUUACUAUGAAUCCAUUCAGCACUAUCUAUUCCUCAAUCCGGAUACCAACAUCAUCAACAGCUUUGUGACCAAUUCACGGGAGGUGUGGGUUGGUUCGGCGACGGCGUUCUUCAACGAGUUUAUCGGCACCGCCUUUCUGGUCGUUACCGUCCUCGCUCUAGGUGAUGACCAAAAUGCACCCGCUGGAGCCGGUAUGAACUCGUUGAUCAUUGGAUUGGUGAUUACUUGUUUGACUAUGUGCUUUGCUUAUCAGACCGGGGCGGCGUUCAACCCGAGUCGGGACUUUGGGCCUCGGCUAGCGCUUCUCGCGGUUGGCUUUCCCAACACCUUGUUCACUGACCCAUACUGGUUCUACGGGCCUUGGGCAGGAGCGCUGAGUGGUGGUUUCAUGGGCGCUUUCCUCUAUGACUUCUUUAUCUUCACUGGCGGUGAGUCUCCCGUCAACUACCCACUCGAGCGCACUCAGCGCGCCUUGGCCAAGAGUCGCAUGAAGUGGAAGCGUCGAUUGCAUUUGAACUCGAGGUGA
This is a messenger RNA of Penicillium paradoxum, 1758 nucleotides long. RefSeq lists its product as uncharacterized. Gene Ontology annotation, cellular component: plasma membrane. The transcript is spliced from 2 exons. The coding region runs from base 1 to 1758 and encodes 585 amino acids. Gene Ontology annotation, molecular function: glycerol channel activity; water channel activity. The record is from RefSeq and is a predicted model, not a curated record. Gene Ontology annotation, biological process: water transport; glycerol transmembrane transport. NCBI's taxonomy places the organism in Eukaryota, Fungi, Ascomycota, Eurotiomycetes, Eurotiales, Aspergillaceae.